AUGGCUGCCAGUAAUUCAAAAAAACGGGUCAUUAGACAAGAACCAGGUUAUAGAAAGAAUGAACCGUAUUUUACACAAGUCGAUAGCGUCUUGCCGAGUGAAUACGACCCGAAAAACCGAUCUGGACUAUCGAAUCAUGACAAUCAAGUAAUUCAUUCAGCUGAUUCUUUACCAUCAUCAAGACAAAUUGUAGUUGUACGAAAUCCAAAAAAUCCAAAUAUAAAUCUACCAGUACGAGCUGAUUUCGGUGAUUUAAUACGACCAAACUCAGCUACACUACCAGUUUCACAGCAACAGACGCCGCAAAAAACUGUUUACGUUAUACGUCGACCAAUACCUCCUAAUCCUGCUCAACCUCCGCCACCUCAGUCAAAUGUCACACGUUCACACAAUCCAGCAAAUAUUGUUAUUGUAGAUCAAACUCAGGGACGAUCAAGAGGUCGUUCACCAAGCCCGGUAUUAGAACAGCCACCAGUAAAAGUUGAAACACCUGUUCCUCCAGCAGAAGAAAACAUUGAUACAACUGAAGCAAACAGAUCUUUAAACGUACAUUUUCGGCGCCCUUCAACACCGUAUGCAAGAGUUGAUGAUAAAAUACCAAAAGAAACCCCUCGAAAGAAAGUUUCAUUGCGAAAAGUGAAAAAUACUACCGUUCAAGUUAGCCCACCAUCGUCUCCAGUAGACAACAAAACUCAAAUAAAGCAACAAAAAGUAACAUUUGUUGACGAUGAUGAAACUAUAUCGGAUAAUGUCAAAUCUAUCGUACUUGUUAAUCCUGAAAAACAGUCUAUCGCUGUUAUUGAAAAUCCUUACGUCAACGGUGUUUCUAUUAGAGAGAAACGAAAGACGAAUAUACACGACGAAACACAGACUGAAAACCAUCGCCAUAGUCUGAUAUCUCACGAAACAAUUAAAGUACAUAAGCAAACAUGUAUGCAAGUUGCAACAGCCUGUUGUUCACGAAGAAUUUGUUUAAUUAUUGUUUUAUGUUUAAUAUUGGCGUUAAUCGCCUUAGCUGGUUUGGCAGUUAGUCUCUACUUUCUGUUCACAGAUACGACUGAUUUUACUUCGGAAAUCGUGGGUGUGGCUGUUUCUGGCGUAUUAUUUAUUGUGGCGAUGUGUGUGAUGUAUAUAAUACUAGCUUGUGUUGGUGUACGUGAAGGUUAUUUCCUAACAAAUAGAAAAUAUGUGGGCGGCACUGCAUAUGCUUUAAUACCGCCAACACAUCCAAAUGCUUCACGGUAUGUUCCAGAAGAAUACUGGAAAAUGGUUGAAGAUAGCUAUAGAAACAAUCUAGCUUAUCAUCCAGAUGCGCAUUUUCAUCAGCGUCAUCAACAAAAAACGCCCGCAUCGUAUGUAAGUAACGUCGAUAGUACAGAGGUUCGACGUAAACAACAGGAGACACAAUAUUAUCAAGAUCACCGAUUACAUCACCCACAACACGUUCAACUCAAUCCAAGCGUUCAAUACCACCAACCACAACAAGUUGAACUAAAUCCAAGCGUUCAAUAUCACCAACCACAACAGGUUGAAUUAAAUCCAAGCGUUCAACACCAUCAACCACAACAAGUUCAACCAAAUCCAAGCGUUCAGGUUGAACUAAAUCCAAGUGUUCGCGAACAACAACAAAUUGAGUUAAAUCCACGUGUUCAGAGACAAAAAGAUAAGAAUUUUAUUAUAGAAAUGCCUGAAAAACUUUUGACAGGAAGAAAAAUAUCGCCUAGAUCACGUGAACGAAGUUUAAAAAAGGUUGUUACUGAUAUUGGGUAUAUCGUCGACGACGCCAAAAAACGUUAUAACGGAGAUGUGCCGAAUAAAGUUAUUGUUCAAGUGGAUAAGAAAACACAACAAUGA
This is a messenger RNA of Didymodactylos carnosus, 1854 nucleotides long. NCBI's taxonomy places the organism in Eukaryota, Metazoa, Rotifera, Eurotatoria, Philodinida, Philodinidae. The record is from the annotation of a GenBank genome assembly.